This is a messenger RNA of Funneliformis caledonium, 169 nucleotides long. The record is from the annotation of a GenBank genome assembly. NCBI's taxonomy places the organism in Eukaryota, Fungi, Glomeromycota, Glomeromycetes, Glomerales, Glomeraceae.
AGAAAAAGAAUUACAACAACAUCAAAUACAAUUUUUGGAUCCAAAUACUAAUCCAAUUAAAAUGGAUUUUGAAAAUUCUGAAAUUCCUGCACCAAAUUCAAAUGAUGAUGACUGUAAAAAUGAUAUUGAAGAUGAUGCUAACAUUAUUACUUCUGAACAUUGGAAAUAA